Messenger RNA from Fomitopsis serialis, 2503 nucleotides. RefSeq names its product armadillo-type protein. The record is from RefSeq and is a predicted model, not a curated record. Gene Ontology annotation, molecular function: actin binding; small GTPase binding. The transcript is spliced from 6 exons. Gene Ontology annotation, biological process: actin cytoskeleton organization. The coding region runs from base 123 to 2015 and encodes 630 amino acids. Lineage: Eukaryota; Fungi; Basidiomycota; Agaricomycetes; Polyporales; Fomitopsidaceae.
ACGGGGCAAGUUGAACUUGAGCGAGGUCCACAACUCUCCGCGAACGACUUAGACUGCUUAAAGCACAAGCGACCCCUUUCUCCUCUACAUUCCUCCUGUCCUUCACCCCUGACUGUCACAUCAUGUUCAAAAGCAUCCUCCCCUCUCGCAGGGUCCCAUCUGCAGACUUUCAGAUGGUGACAACCCCUUCCGACUCUGUGCUGAAUGGCAAGGAGAACUACCCCGAAGUGUCUGCUCCCGGCGAAAGCAAGCCAUCUCGUGUUGAGAAGUUCAAGAAGCGUAAGGGCAAGGAGCAAGCUCAAGUACCUGAUAGCCACGCAACGACGCAUGCGUUUGAGAAGCUGCUCGAUGAGCUGCAAGUACCCGACAACAUGCGCGAGAAGCUGGCGACGAUGGACGCCGGCGUAAAAGCAGCCUUCGUGAAGUCGUCCAAGGAUCUCGCUAUCAUGGGCUCCAAGCCCGCCGAGCCUCCAAUGACACCUCGUGGGCUCCGGAAGGCACGCAGCAUUGAGUCGAUCUCUUCGCCUCAGCCUUCGCAAAAGACUAUGCAGUCGAAAUACAACCUUUCCCAAAUGCCCGACCGCCCGAAGUUUCUAAACCACAACCGUGGUGUGUCCUUCGAUGCUGAGCGCCAGACGAUGGUAUUCCACGAGAAGCCUGUCCCGGCGCCGAGACCGGCGAAGGAAAAGCGCAGCAAGAAUGCUAUUGCACCUGCGAAGCUGCAGAAGCUGAUCAGCAAGGCGCAGGCUACCCAUCUUGAUAUUGAGGUCGUCAAGAAGCUGCGGCUUCACCUACGAAAUGAGCCUGCUACGUGGACUGAGGAAUUCAUCCAUGAGGGUGGUUACACCACCAUGCUCACUCGUCUUCAUGAGAUCCUCACGGUUGAGUGGCGUGAGGAACAACACGACGACCAACUCCUUCACGAAUUGCUACGCUGUUUCAAAGCUCUUACAACAUCGACUGUCGGCUGCGCGGCCCUUCGGAGCUGCUGCCCUGCCCCUUAUAGCCAAAUCGUCACUGUUCUCUACUCUGACAAGCGGCCGGGAGAGGUCGCUACCCGGCAUCUCAUGAUCGAGAUGCUUCUUGGUCUAUUUGAGCUCUACCCAACCUCCUCUCUGCCGUCUACUGGCAACCCUUUCGGAGGGUCGCCGACGUCUCCUUGCGGUCACAACAGGACUCGGUCCGUUCCCUGGGAGUCCGGGUCAACCGCGCCGCUCUCGACGGGACUCAUCGUACUUCCCCCGCCCCACUCCUCAGUUUGUUCCCUCGUUAAGUCGCUGAUGCUCACGCCGGCGCCUCGUCCCGCGGAGGAUGAUAGCGUGCCUGUGCAGCCUCAUUUCUUCAUUGAGAAGAUUCACCGGCCUCGGAUUUACAAGGCAUACCUCGAAGAGAUGAGCAACCUUUGCCGCGACUUCUUCUGGAUCUACUGCCAUCCGACCAACAAGAUCUGGAAUUUGGAUGAAACGGACGAAGAGAAAGCCGAGAGACCACGCGCUCCUAGCGGGAUGUCCGGGGGCGUCGAGUAUGAGGCAAUGUGUUAUAUGAGUACGCACUUCAAGUUUCUGAACGCGUAUUGCCGUGCUGCAGAAGAACUGCACUAUCCUCCACAGCAUCCUCUUUCUGCGUAUCAAUUCCACCGGGACCUCUUUGCGUCCGGCAUGGACCGUAUCAUCAUGAUGGCCCGCAGAGCAUCAAAUGCGUACUACCCAAUCCUCCAUCUUGAGCUCGCGCGCUACGUUCGCUGGGCUACGCGUUCUGGCAUCGAGAUGCCUUGGGGUAUUUCCAGGCUCAUGGGCGAACCUCCCGCCCUCUACCUCGUCAAGAAACCCGAACCAACAGCCCCAGAGACAGAGCGACGCCCGGUCCCUCCUACUCCAGGCAAACCCAACAAAGGGAGCGCGUCCGUUCCCAGUUCACCGACGAAGGCGGGCAACGGCUAUGUCACGGAACGACCAGGCCAUGCUGCGCCUCCUGGCCAGGGCCUGCGGAGGGUCACUCCUAUGUUUGGCUUUUAAAUUCGAGCGCGCACUGUCAAUGCUGUGCAUACGACUGUUCGCUUUCCGAUGCUCUGAAUGAUGUUAAUCGCUUCUUCUUACCAUCUGUCCUCUGAUACGUCUACGCUCUCGUUCCCGCCUGCUCUUGUUGUCUCACUAAGUACCAUCGACGCCGCUGCGCACGUCGCCCUUGUAUAUCAGCGACACCGCGACCGUUGCACCCAUCUAUCUCGCGUAUGUACUAUAGUAGAGUUGUACGAAUGAACGAGCUCGCCAUCGUUGGGAUCAUAUCUACUAGCCGACUUGAGACCAGUGACCACGGUGAUAGUUACCCCCGCCGAACCUACGGCCCAGCAAACAUGUCCUCCUGAGUCCGUACGGCCCGACGGACAUCCUGGCCGGACGGCUGGCACAAUGCGGCGACAUAAGCUGUGCUCUUCCUCACUGUAGCAUGCGCUUGGCUGUGCAGACGCAGCAUGCACUGCCAGCAGACUUGUGCGAGAUUGAAG